This is a messenger RNA of Oncorhynchus gorbuscha (pink salmon), 5761 nucleotides long. RefSeq names its product histone-lysine N-methyltransferase KMT5B-like. Gene Ontology annotation, cellular component: nucleus. The coding region runs from base 323 to 3076 and encodes 917 amino acids. The transcript has 11 exons. The record is from RefSeq and is a predicted model, not a curated record. Gene Ontology annotation, molecular function: protein binding; histone H4K20 methyltransferase activity. NCBI's taxonomy places the organism in Eukaryota, Metazoa, Chordata, Actinopteri, Salmoniformes, Salmonidae.
AUUUCUGAAAUGUUUUUGUUUCCGACGAUAUAUUUUUCCCGAUUACAGUAUCGUACCAAUUCUGGAUUAUUAUUUUUUUUUUUUGUUGUUGAAGGAUUAUCUAAUGUUCCUGCUCAUCUUGGAAUAAAUAUUUAGUGAGUAUUUUUUAUUUUAUUUUUAAACGUUAUUUGUUCAAUCGGUGAAUGGUCGUUGCAAGACGUCCCUGACACUUUUCUAUGGGUGGAAAAAUGUUUUCAGAACGUGACAGCCCCUAGCUUCCAGUCUUCCCCACUCUGAGUGCUCCCUCAACUCAGAGACUCAAUGCAACUGGACCAGGGGGCUUAUGGGUAUGAAGUGGCUGGGCCAAUCCAAGAGCAUGGUGUUGAAUGGCAGCAGGUACUCUACCAGUGAGCAGCAGCCCGUGAGCCAGAGCCAGACCCGCUCCCAGCAGCAGCUACACCCACAGAGGAGCUCUCUCCGACCAGGGACUGGCAGCAGGAGAUGUAGCCGCCGGUUCAGUGCGGCCAGCCUGGAGGCGGAGCGACGCUGUAUCCCGUCCUCUGGGAUGACCGCCAAGGAGCUGUGUGAGCACGAUGACCUCACCACCAGCCUCAUCCUCGACCCUUAUCUGGGCUUCCAGACACACAAGAUGAACACCAGGUUUCGACCAAUCAAGGGAAGACAGGAAGAGCUGAAGGAGAUUAUCGAGCGGUUCAAGAAGCACGACAACUUGGAGAAGGCUUUCAGAGCACUCACCUCUGGAGACUGGUCCAGACACCACUUCCUACACAAGUCUAAAGCCCAGGAGAAGCUCUUCAAACAGCACGUGUUUGUGUAUCUGCGGAUGUUUGCGGCUGACAGUGGGUUUGAGAUUCUCCCGUGUAACCGCUACUCCUCUGAGCAGAACGGAGCCAAGAUCGUGGCCACAAAGGAAUGGAAAAGGAACGAUAAGAUUGAGUACUUGGUGGGCUGCAUCGCCGAGCUGUCGGAGAGCGAGGAGAACAUGCUUCUGCGUCACGGGGAGAAUGACUUCAGUGUCAUGUACUCGACACGCAAGAACUGUGCUCAGCUGUGGCUGGGGCCUGCAGCCUUCAUCAACCACGAUUGCCGGCCAAAUUGCAAGUUUGUGUCGACGGGUCGUGACACGGCCUGUGUCAAGGUGCUAAGGGACAUCGAACCGGGAGAGGAGAUCUCCUGUUACUACGGCGACGGAUUCUUCGGGGAGAACAACGAAUAUUGUGAAUGCUACACGUGUGAACGACGUCUCACUGGCGCGUUCAAAUCCAAGGCCGGGCUGCCGGCGGAGGCUCCGGUGAUCAACAGCGCGUACGGGUUACGGGAGACGGACAAGCGUCUGAACCGGCUGAAGAAGAUGGAGGCAGGAGAAGGCAGCAGGAACUCCGACAGCCACUCUGUGGGCUCCCACACUGACAUAGACUCUCAGGACACACCAAACACACACACAUCUGGAAGGAAAAGGACUUCCUCCAAUAUGAAGUUCAGCAGAACCAGAACUCAAAGCAGAUCGUCUCUUUCCAGAGCACUAACCUCUACCUCACCUUCUAAACAAAGUCACAGAAACACUGGCAGGAUACCAAAGAGACUCCGAUCCAAACCCGCCACGCCUUCGCUCUCCAAGGUCCGGUUGCGCAGUAGAUGCAGCAGGGGCAGAGGUUCGGAGCCCAAAGCGGCGUCGGCCCGAGGGGAGGUGCUGGGUACCACCGGGCCUGGUCGCCUGGGUCUCCGGGAGCCGAGGACGUCGUCGCUGUGUAAGGCGGGCGUGUCGGUGAAGAAGGAGAAGGAUGCACAGGGACCAGCCCAGACAGCACUGGGCCAGCGGGGGUGUCUGACCCGCCAUGCGACCAAGGAGAACAACACCCCGGCAGUCUGCGAGGGCAGCCAGAGCCAACCUUGCACUUCCAGGACUCGCAGGUCCACCAGGACCCUGGUAAAGGUCCAGGACGCUGUAGCCGGGCCAGCUGGGGUUAAACUGGAGCCUGGGGGCCUGGAGGGCCACGGCACCGUCCCUGGAGGGGUGGAGAUUAAAACGGAGCCUGCUGACCUGGAGCAGUACCUGGGCCAUGGGUUGGGCUCGGAGCUGGGCGGAGGUGUGGGUGCUGGCUACACGAGCAGAGGGGUCUGUACCAGACGCAGCCAGCUCACCCAGCUCCGGCCCGAACGGACGAUAAAGCGCGAGGACUCGUCGUACGGCGAGCUGUUCCCGCCGGUAGGGGUGGCCCCGGUGGCGUCCUCCCAACAACCCCGUCACCACCACAGUACUGCCGACACUGCAGACUGCAACAAGAUGCUGCUGGGCCUCUCUGUCCCAGAGCACCACUGGGACUACAAGGGGAGCGAAGCCCUCCGGAGGGACAAAGGGAAGAAGAAACAGAGGAUCACGCGCUACGACGCCCAGCUGAUCCUGGAGAACAGUGGAGGGAUCCCCAAACUGACGCUCCGCCGGCGCAGAGACAGCAGCAGCAGCAAGACCAACGAGCCCAGCGAGCCAAUCAGCACGCAGCAGCAGGCUAGCAGCACCACCACGACGCCGCAGCCUACCGCCCAACCCCCGGUCAACUCCUCUUCGUCAUCCUCCUCCUCAUCAACGUCCAAGAUCAGCAUUAUGUUCAGGAAGGACCCGUCUCAGGACAGGGAGAAGGGCAGUUCCUGCAGCUCCUACCACGUGUCCAAGCUGAACGGGUUUGGGCCUCCCGGGCUCCACACCACCAGCAGCUCCACCAAGCUGAAGAUCCAGCUGAAGAGGGAGGACGACGGACGGGCCCAGACGCACACUGACAACAGGGGGGACAAGGAGGGCUGCGGUCUGGGUGUUGGGGCCUUCGGCCUGGAAGCCAGGAAUGGUGGGAACCACGGAGGGCACAGGAUACAAAACAUUGUGGUAGAUGAGUCUUCGUCUGAUGAGGAGGAGGAGGAAGAGGAGGAUGACGACGAUGACUACUUUGACGAUGAGUUUGAGGACGAUUUCAUUCCACUCCCACCGGCGAAGCGGUUGCGUCUCAUCGUGGGGAAAGACUCAAUAGACAUCGAUAUCUCAUCUCGGAGGAGAGAGGACCAGUCUCUGAGGCUAAACGCCUGAUAAAGCUCUCUGAAUGGAGUUCAUAUCUGAUAUCUCAUCCCGGAGGAGAGAGGACCAGUCUCUGAGGCUAAACGCCUGAUAAAGCUCUCUGAAUGGAGUUCAUAUCUGAUAUCUCAUCCCGGAGGAGAGAGGACCAGUCUCUGAGGCUAAACGCCUGAUAAAGCUCUCUGAAUGGAGUUCAUAUCUGCGUCCCAAAUGUCAAACUGUUCCCUGUGCAGUGCACUACUUUGUAUGUGGUAAAUAGCAGGACACUAGGUAGGGAAUAGGGUGCCGUUUUGGGACGCAGUCCAUCACUCCACCUUUACAUGUACAGAAAACACUUGACUCACUAAUCAACUGUUGUGUUGAUGUUUAAAGAAGUACAGUCAUUUAAAAAUUAAAAAUUAAAACUUUAAAAGUUGGAACAAAAAAAAAAAAAAAAAAAAGCGAAUCAGAAGGAAGAUGUUUGUAUAAAUGAAAAGUGAAUGCACUUCUGUCAUGAUUAAUAUUCAUAAUGAACUUGAAUAUUGUAGAAGGUGUACAGAUAUUAUGGUGACUAUCCUCUGUCCCACAGACAGACUUUAUUGAACUUUUUAUUUUAGAUUUUGUCUCACAGUACGCAAUUCUAAACUCUGUUGGCAAACCAGACUUUUUGUUUUUAUUUUUAAUUUAGUUUUUGUAAAAAACCCAUAUUAUAUGGGGAUAUGGGUCCAGUAACGUUCUGAUCGGGAUCAAUCCGUUCAGUUGUAGUAAUAAUGACAGGUUUCUAUAACCGUUCAACUCAUGAAUGAAGUCAGUCCCACCAACACACUGGAAUCAUAGUGGGUUCUAUCAGCUGCUCAUCGGGGUUGAGCUCCAUUCCAAUUCCGGAAACAAACAGGAAUUCCGAAUUGGAAUUGGAAUCUCAGUUUGCUUCCUUGUCUGAAUUGAAAUGGAAUUGAGUCCAACCCUGCUCCUCCUGUCCUCCUGGCUGUGUUUUUUGUUAUUCUCUAAGAGAACGUUGACCCUGGCUGCAAUAUCCCAAUGUGUUUUAAAGCUCACACAGUACUGUUUACAGCAUGAUGGGUAAAAUGGGUCAUUGACAAGCCAACAAAUGGACCAAUGUUUUGGUAAUUUUUAAGCUUCAUUUCUGAUUUCUGGAGCCUCUGAUUUGGUUUUGACUAGAUCGUAUACAGCUACGGACAUAAUUAACUUCCUAGCAGGUUAGGAGAAUUAGGUUAAAGGUUAGGAAACGGGUUGGAGUUAGCUGAAAUGCUAAUAUUCUACCCGACUCCAACGUGCAACGUUUAAUAUUUUUGCUGUAUACCAGGGGUGUCAUACUCAUUCCAUGGAGGGCCAAAGUGUCUGCUGUUUUUGUUGGUUGUUCCUUUAAGACCUCGACAACCAGGUGAAGGGAGUUCCUUACUAAUUAGGUGACCUUGAUUCAUCAAUCGAGUACAAGUGGAGGAGCGAAAACCUGCAAUACACUUUAGCCCUCCAUAGAACACACGCUGUAUACCGUCUAGCCACAAGAGGGGUGGUUUAACGUUUGAAACACUAAUCAGUUGAAUGAAUACACGGCGUGUACGCUGUGUGCUGUUUUUAAACACGUCAUCAGGAAGUAACACAAAGAAGACCAGAAGUCAGGUGACAGAAAGACUGAAUCAUGUUCUGGAAAACGAGUUCAAACUCACUAUUUAGUUGUUGUUUUUCUCAGAUCCAAAUCAGACAUAAAUGAACACAUGACAACUUCAUAGAAUAUUAUCCCCAACGAAAUUAGUCAUUUUCACAAACAGUAUUAGGUGCCUUACAAACAACUCUUGGGGUAUCUGUUGAAGGCCUAGUUUUUUAGAAAAAAUUAUUAUCAGAAGGUGAAGAACUGUAGGUCGUCCCUCGGUAACUGUAACUAUGGGAACACUUUCUUCCCCCCCCCAGUCUUUCUGUAUAGUCUUUCUAUUUGAGUUAUUUUAGGGCUGGUUUCCCAGACAUAUUCAGACUAGCCUCGAUCUACCAAGCUAUUCUCCAUCGACCGUGUUUUGUUUUUAAAGUCUUUAAUCCUUGUCUGGGAAACCCGUCUUUUGAGUGUGGAAGUACUGAACUGCCAAAUGUAAUCAAGGGAUCAGCUGAGAUGAAUGUUAACUCCACUUUCUGUUGUCCUGUACUGUUCAUAUCACCAGCAAGCAGCGAAUCACAGUGAUAAACAAGGGUUGUGUUCAUGAAGGCACAAAAAGAGGAGGGGAGGGGGGCGGGGGCUUCACUGAAAUGGGAGGGGGCUUCCUUGACUUGUCCAAUAAGAAAUUGUCACUUUUUUUUCUGUUGCAAAACAUUUUCUGUUGUGUGCCCUAAUGAACACAACCCUGGCUAUACGUGUACCUCCCCCUGUAUGAGCAUCAGUCACUCUCCAUUCUGUACUGUUCUCCAGGUGUUACUGUGUGAUCUUAUGUUCAAUAGCCAGCUGUCGACAUUUCUGAUUGGAUGAAAUUCAAUAACAACAACAACAAACAAACAAACAAAUGAAAGAAAUGUGAAUCGUUUGCAGACAUUUUUAGUGUUGAGUUGAGUUAGUGGGGGAAAACACACUUAAAAACAGACCUUUAAACCGGAGCAGUGCUUUUAUGUCCAGUAUGUAAAAUCAAAAAUCACGUGAACACACCCUGUACUUAUUUAACCGUUUUGGAAUACUUGAAAACAUAAAGCUUCUUUGUGAGAAUAAACUAUUUUUCUGUG